This is a messenger RNA of Anopheles moucheti, 1280 nucleotides long. RefSeq names its product clavesin-1-like. Gene Ontology annotation, cellular component: membrane. Gene Ontology annotation, molecular function: phosphatidylinositol bisphosphate binding. NCBI's taxonomy places the organism in Eukaryota, Metazoa, Arthropoda, Insecta, Diptera, Culicidae. The transcript is spliced from 4 exons. The coding region runs from base 1 to 876 and encodes 291 amino acids. The record is from RefSeq and is a predicted model, not a curated record.
AUGUCGCUCAAACCGUUCGAUAUUGAGGUGGAUCCACCGGGCGAAGAUCUGAUGGAGAUCGCCCGCCGUGAACUAAGGGAAACACCGGAUAUUCGUACUUCCGCCGUGGAGGAGCUAAGAGCCCUUCUCAAGGACGCCAAGGAUAUGCACUUCAGCGAAGAGGAAGAGUUCUUGCUAAUCUUCCUGCGUCCGUGCCACUUUUACGCCGAAAGUGCCCUGAAAAUGAUGCGUCGUAUUGCCGAGUUUAAAAAGACGAACCAUCCACUACUGCACGCGCUCAAACCGGAAGAGGAGAAGCUCGCCUUUAUCGACCACAACGUCGUCAACGUGCUGACCAACCGCGAUCAGAAGGGUCGCCGCGUGCUGUUGGUAAACUGUGGUGCGGCCUGGGAUCCGAAAGCGGUCAGCUCGGAGCAACUGUUCCGUGUGUUCUUCCUGAUACAUCUCGUCGCCCAGCUCGAACCGGCCACCCAAAUCAACGGCAUCGUGGUGGUGCUCGACUUUGACGGACUCUCGCUCAAGCAGGUUAAAGCGCUUUCGCCCUCCUUCUCAAGGCGACUGAUUACGUUCAUUCAGGACGCGAUGCCGCUACGCCUGAAGGAGGUGCACAUCCUCAAGCAGCCGUACAUCUUCAACAUGGUGUGGGCACUGUUCAAACCAUUCAUUCGCGAGAAGCUGAAGAGUCGCAUCUUCUUCCACGGCAUGGACAUGCGGAAGCUGCACAAACACAUCGAUCCGUGCGAUCUGCCGGCCAACUAUGGUGGUGAUCGACCACCGAUCAACUAUGGUGGCAAGGAAUGGUAUCCUUGCGUGUACAACUACAUAGACCAUAUAAACGAGUGGAACACGUUUGGGUUCGUGUCGAAUGUGCAGUAACUGCUGGAGAGAGAGAGAAAGACACAUACAGCGAAGAUGCUUUGACUAGGAGUAUAAGCCUGAUUAGUACCGAUACCCUCCGAAUACAUUCGAAUAUUACUAGAACUACUGAGCACUGCUAUCUAGGUUAGCUCUUUGGACAACUCUCCCUGCCAUACUUAGUGCAUUUACCUACAACUUAAUAGCCCAUAAGGUGGAAUUAUUGGAGGUAGAACAGCUGCAAUGACUUCUAUAGAUUUAGCUUACAUUAGGCGUCUUUCACUCCCAAGGUCUCCACGCAGAGAUCUUCUUCCAUGGCAACGACUUAGACAAGUUCCACCAGUACAUCAGCGUUGAUCGACUGCCAGCCGACUAUGGUGGUAAUCUGCCACCGAUCGACUAUGGCGGUCAGGAUUGGUAUCCGU